Molecule: messenger RNA, 1598 nt
Organism: Lactuca saligna
Lineage: Eukaryota; Viridiplantae; Streptophyta; Magnoliopsida; Asterales; Asteraceae
Source: the annotation of a GenBank genome assembly
GACACGUCACCCCUCUCUCUCUCUCUCUUCAGACUUCACUAGUGGAGAAUUAUAAAGUCGGUGAAACGAAACUUCUCCUUCUCGCCGUCCUUUUCUAAAACCGAAGCUUCUCCACCAAUCACCGCCAAUGGCCGGCCACAACACCGCCGUCAACUCCAACGAUGUUUUGGAAACUCCGGUGUUAGACGUCGAGGCACACAGUCUACUCCAAAGCAUAUCUGAAGAAGGUGGUUAUGCGUAUGUUAGUAUGUCAACACGCGCCGCUGAUGGAGACAUUCGAGCUGCAGAGGCGGCGCGUGAGGUUGCGUGGGAGCAACUGCACUCCGGGCCAUGGCACUCCGUGUUGCCUGUGUGGAGAGACGCGUACUCGAUGGCGUGUUUGCACGUCGCCAAAUUUCAUUAUGCUAAUGGCGAGUUCAAAGAGGCGCUUAGGGUUUUAGACAUGGGAUUGAUAAUGGGAGGGAUGGUUUUGCGUAAGGAUUUGGAGUCGGCUGUGGGGAAAGCCACGGAGAGAGCGAAUGCUCUUCUUAGGGUUUCGGAAGAAUCUGUUAAUGGAUCUGCUAAUGCUAAAUUAGUAACAACUCAAAAUGCAAUUAACUUGAUCGAGCAAAACAGUGAAGAAUGCAAGAAUGUUCACCUUCUGAUUGGACAUCAUGCUCAAAUAGGACAAAGACUCUUCAAAUCCUACCCAAGAACUCAUUAUCUUGUAAACAUGUUGUAAAGAGAUCUUCAUCUUCCCUUUCAUUGGAGGGUUUCAUGCGUGACUAUUUUCUCCCUGGUUCACCAGUUUUAUUAACUGACAGUAUGACUCAUUGGCCUGCAAUUACCAAAUGGAAUGACUUGAAUUACCUUAAAAAAGUUGCAGGAUAUCGCACAGUUCCUGUUGAGGUUGGAAAAAACUAUUUAUGCAAUGAUUGGAAGCAAGAGAUGUUAACAUUUUCUGAGUUUCUUGAGAGGAUUCAGUCCAACAGUUGUGAUGAUGCCCAUGCCCCUACUUAUUUAGCUCAGCAUCCCUUGUUUGAUCAGAUACAAGAGCUGAGAAAUGACAUUGUUACCCCUGACUACUGUUUUGCUGGUGGAACUGAGAUGAAGUCGGUUAAUGCUUGGUUUGGUCCAGCUGGCACAGUGACACCUUUACACCAUGAUCCCCAUCACAAUAUUCUUGCUCAGGUUGUUGGAAAGAAAUACGUGAGACUAUAUCCAGCUUCAUUUUCAGAGGAACUUUACCCACACACUGAAUCCAUGCACAAGAAUUCCAGCCAGGUUGAUCUAGACAAUAUAGACGUGAGUGAGUUCCCAAAGAUCCAAGACUUGGAAUUUGUUGACUGCAUUUUAGAAGAAGGCGAAAUGCUUUACAUCCCUCCCAAAUGGUGGCACUACGUCCGAUCCCUCACCACAAGUCUUUCUGUCAGCUUUUGGUGGGCUGCUGCUACUACUUCUCCUCCCUCACCAACAUCUUCAUUUUAGUAAAUGGUAAUCACCACAUUUUUAUAUAUUAAUUAGAUAUAACUCUUUUUUAUGUUACUAAUUUGUCACCUAUCAUCAACAUCAUUAUUGUUGUUAUUAUUAUUAUUAUUAUUAUAACAAUUACUGGUACA